Molecule: messenger RNA, 1857 nt
Organism: Orussus abietinus
Lineage: Eukaryota; Metazoa; Arthropoda; Insecta; Hymenoptera; Orussidae
Product: maspardin
Exons: 7
Coding region: 161-1039 (292 amino acids)
Source: RefSeq, a predicted model, not a curated record
ACAAAGAUUUGACAGUUGGCGCAACUGACAAUCUUGUAUUGUCUCUCAAGGGAUACUUAAAGUUGGGUUCGUUAUCCUACAGAUGUAAUUUUGCGUCUAGAAUUUCACACUCACGAAGGUGAAGAGGAAAUUGUGAGAAUUAGCGGAGGUGCCAGAGAAAAUGCCUUAUACAAGCGAACUUUCGCAAUCUCGGGAAUAUCAGAGUUUCCGAAGUUCAGUUCCUCUCAGAAAAAUCGUCAUUGACAUUGACAGCUCAAAGGGCUGGAAAGUAUAUGACUCUGGUCCAAAGACGAUCAAGUGUCCCGUGAUUUGUCUUCCACCUGUCAGUGGUUCAGCAGACAUUUUUUUUAAGCAGAUUCUUGGGUUGGCCGCUAAGGGUUAUCGAGUUAUAUCGGCAGAGGCACCUGUAUACUGGAGUGUAAAAGAAUGGUGCGAUGGAUUUAAAAAACUUUUAGAUUACAUGGAGCUGGACCGAGUACAUCUUUUUGGUGCUUCUUUAGGAGGAUUCCUUGCCCAAAAGUUCGUUGAACUAAAUUUCCAUUGUCCUAGAGUUACAUCACUGGUUCUGUGUAAUACUUUUACAGACACAUCCGUGUUCAAUUUUAAUGAAUCUGCAGCCUUAUUUUGGAUAUUGCCAUCAUUGGUUUUGAAAAAGAUGGUAAUGGGCAAUUUUCUGACACAAAAAGUCGAUGGAGAAAUUGUAGAUGCAAUAGACUUCAUGGUAGAAAGGUUAGAAAGCUUGACACAAUCUGAGUUGGCCUCCAGACUUACAAUGAAUUGCAUAAACUGUUACGUACAGCCGCACAAAGUAUCUCAUUUACCAAUUACGAUAGUGGAUGUAUUCGAUGAUUAUGCUUUAUCAAGUGUAGUUAGAGAAGAGAUGUACAAAUGUUACCCCAAUGCCAAAUUAGCACAUCUGAAAAGUGGCGGUAAUUUCCCUUACUUGAGUCGUUCACCUGAAGUCAAUUUACAUUUACAGAUCCAUUUGAGGCAGUUCGAAGGAACAGAGUAUUCUGUAUCAGAAAGAAAUAAGAGUUAAUAAGAUCGUGAUUCGAGGCAAUAUAAUAAUUAGAACGGCUCGAUCCGAAUUUGAUAGUGCUUUAAUGUGCACACGUCAGUUUCCUGUUUUCAUUUGCUAUAGCUCAUAUUUGUCAAAUUACCGUGCAUUUGAACCAAUUAAUAUAAAUAAUAUUUAUCUUAAUACAUACUUGCAUUUAAGCAUACCAGCGACUAUAAUGAUCAAUAAUGCUUUCGAUCAUACAAACUCGUCAAAUAUUUAGAAUUUCUUAAAGAAACAGUUCCUACGAAGCACACGCUUAAUAAUUUCCCCUGAAUUAGGAACAGUUGAUAUUAGUUGAGAUGCGCAAUGACAUUGUUACUCAAGAUUGAAUACAUUGUAUUAUAAGAUCAUUUCACUUGUAAAAUGUACAUGGGCUGUAAUUGUUAUUUAUUAUAAGUAGUUAUAUACGUAAUUUAAUGUUACACAUUGCCCAUAAACUUAAUUAUGUAAAUUAAGAGCUGUUAAAUUAUGCAAUUCCAUACUUGAUACGAUUUGAGGGGUGUUCUCUUUUUUAUAUAUAUUGCAUUCCCUAUACAAUUUGUACUUUCAUAUAAAUGCUAUAGGACUGCCACUAAAAUGCCCCUACUCAGUUCGUAUCAUCGGUGAGAAGUACACUUUUGUAUGAACAUUACCAAUGUCUAAUCAUAAUUAUGUACGGUGAAUUAUGGCUAACAGCUGCUCGCUGCAAUCAAGUUAAAUUACUUUUACAUGUUUUAGAAUGUAUACCUCGUCAUCCUGUAAAUACGGGCUUUGUUAUUUGGAUCGCGUUGUAAAAAAUAUAAUUUUUUAAUGAAAUA